Molecule: messenger RNA, 4781 nt
Organism: Sesamum indicum (sesame)
Lineage: Eukaryota; Viridiplantae; Streptophyta; Magnoliopsida; Lamiales; Pedaliaceae
Product: serine/threonine-protein kinase CDG1
Biological process (GO): protein phosphorylation
Molecular function (GO): ATP binding; protein kinase activity
Source: RefSeq, a predicted model, not a curated record
CCAAUGGUCCGUAUGGGAGUUAAAAGUAUGUAUAUGUGACUGUGUGUGUGUGUGUGUAUAUAACUGUAGUAUACUCUAAAUCCCCUCUGGAAAACACGGUAUCUGGUGGUCAUUAUGGGAGUUAAAGCACAAUGACAUUUUGUUGACUUCAUUUCUAUUAGUACUCUGAUUUUAUGUUUUGUUUUUCCUUGAUUGGAUAGGAGUGCUCUGUUGGUUUUCUUUUUUUACUGCUUAUUAUCUUCUUGAUCAUGUUGCUCAGGGAGAUUGUGUUAGGGGUAUCACUCUCCUCUAUUCUUACUUUUUUGAAGUGGUCCAUGGUCUAGAAUUGUAACGUUAGGAAAAUAUUGGGCGCCGUCAUGGGUAAUCAUGAUGCUUCUUGGAAACUCAAGUUCCUUUUGUUUUCUCCGUUUUGUGAUUUCUACAUUUGUGAUUUUAGUUGAUGAAUUGCUCCUUGAAUUGGUUGUUUCCUUGUCCUCUGUUGAUGAGAAGAUUAGAUCACAUUCCUUCCAUCAGGCAAAUCAUCAGGAUACUGCUAUAUUUUCUUAACUUUGCCUUGCUAAUUAUUUACGUCAAACAUUCCUGUGCACUUUGCUUUUGGGACUGUCAGAGGACAUUAAAAGCUGGGAAACUGAACGAGAAGAUUCUGAAUAUGUUUGUGGCAACCGGCAAAGAAGAAAUCCUUUCUGUAAUUGAGGCUCUCAACAUCCAACACAUUCUGCUUCCUGUUCUUCCCACUCGAUGCUCUGAAAAAUUUUGACACCUUCUGACAUUGGGUGAGAGAUGUGACUCUAUAUGCAUAUUAAACCAUCUGAGGAGGACCAAGUUGCUCUUGCUCUUUGAUUUCUUUCAUUAGAAUCCUGAAAUAAUGUAUUGAAUAAGCACUAAGGAUGCCGAAGUGGAGAUUGUGAUCGCUGUUCCCCAUUGUUUUCCCACUUCCACUUAAUAGUUGUAAACGAUCUGGACCUCGAAAAGGAUCUAAAACUCCCAGAAGGGUAUGACAUUAAUGUGUACAAAAUAUCAUAUAUAGAUUGCCUCAUGGACUCGUCAAUGAAUGAUGUUUCUCUCUCUGGCCGCUUUUUCCUGUCUACUGUCAUGGAAAAGAUACACGAUCUCUAUUGAUGAUGACUACACCCCAGCAGGUGAUUGCAACAGAGAUUUAAUCAACACAGCACAUUACCAACCCUCACAACCCUGGAGCCUUUCCGUAAGGGAGCAGAAUUUGUCCAUGGUUAGCCUUUCAGCUUGCCAAGUGGGGUGGCCUGUGGUUUCUCAUGUCAACGUUGGUUAAUUCAGCUAACUAUGAUGCUCCAACACAGGCCCUAAAGCUCGAGGCAAGGAAUUCUAGGUACAUCAAUGCUGUUCUUACAGGACUGUCUCAGUAGUGAACAUAAGUUGCAAGAAUGAGAUGGUGAGACUGGCAUAACUGCUGUCUUUUAUGUUAGGAAAAGAAUGAAAGCUGAGGUGAUAAAUGAUGGAAGACAUAUGGAAUGGAAUGUGUGUCAAGGUUGUCUGGUAUGCUGCUAUGGUGAACUGCAUCGAGCUUUGGAAACGGGUACCAAAUAAGUAGAAAAUCCUGAAAUCAUUAUGAAGGUGAUAAUAGUUUCUUUCUCAUGCGCUGUCUUAUUUUCUGUAUUUAUCUGGGAUUUCUACGAUGUAAAUAACAAACAUUUUGGAGUAUCCCUUUGUUCUCUUCUUCGUUAAGCAAUUCAUAUGCAUCUGGUACUGAUGAGCAGGAAUCUGUAAUUCUUACCAUACCGGUUUGCUCUUUUAUCCGAUUCAUCAUUUCGUGUGACAAUAUACUGUCGUCUACUCUAUUUACUUUCAUUUUCAAGAAUCUAGUGAACUGCACUCAAUCAAGACACGUUGGUUUAACUGGUAUUUGGUGUCUCCUACCACGACCCCUGUAAGAAUUUCUCGUUUACCUACCAAAAUAUGUGAUUUUGUUUUUAAGAAAGCAAUUUUAUUAUCAGUAGAUUACCAACAACUAUAGUAAUUAUCGGUCAAGUUUUAACUAACAAGGGACGUAGGAUUUGGUAUAAACAGAGGCAGUGAGCACAAAACAUGGACUUGGGCAACAAAAUCCAUUUUAGUGCCACAUCUUUCACUACAUCCAACAGGAUGAACAAUCAGUCUAAGUAUUACACAAAGAAGGGACAAAAGUACCUAGGUAUAACAGUCAUAUAAUAGUAAUAUGGACCAUACCAAGGUAGUUUCAAUGACUAAAAAUCCCAAGUGUAAUUUUUACAUAAAGGUCUUGGGUUUGCCUACUCCAGUUUCGAGAUGUUCCGAUCUAAUCUGAUUAAUGAUUCACAUAAAAUCAUAUAGUUUGUCGUGGCUAUAAAUUAUACAGCGUUUGGAUGACAGGUGAAACUUUGGUUACCCUUAUCCAAGAGCUAUAAACAAAAUUUUUUGGUAUUGUUUUCACCAAACUUGAGAGAUUUGAUUAUCUAAAAGCGCGAGUUCUUGGAGUUAUCAAGGAUUAGUAUUUAAGUAUCUAGUGACCAAUAUAUUUUCACUUCAAAUUCCUCACGGCUUCUAUUUCUGCCAACCAAUAUCCAGAUGAUGUCUCUGCAUGCCAAGUUAACGUUCAAAUCAAGGUUGCAUGGGUUGCAAAUUACUAAGCAAAGAAAUAUUUAGAUUAGAAUAUCCGAAUUUUCUCUUCGAUUUUAAUGAGGAAGACGAGGUCUAUAAAUUAGAAGGUACAUUGCUUGUUUGCAAGAAAAGAUUCUUCAUUUUUGCUAGUUUUCGAUAAGCACUAAGCAUCUCUGUUGUGUCAAAAUUUUCUCAUGCGAAAUCGAGUUCGUGCAGCAGAAUGGAAGUCUAGGCUUCCCUCGUUCUUCUUGAUCACUCUUCUUUGUGUUGGUGCUUCUUUGCCCCCAUCACCAGGAGAUCCAGCUUGCAGGUUGGAUUUCAGCACAUUCCCUUACAAACCAAUAGGUGGAUGCACUGAUGUGAAGGAAAGUCUCAAGCACUGGAGUGGCUUCCCCAUAUCAAGCUGCUGCCAGAAUGCCCUCCUCGUUUUCUCCCACGCCUUAGCCAUUCAGGUAAGCAAUGAUCCCACAAGGAAUAUCUUCAUCAGCCAAGAACAGUGGAGUAACUGCAGUGGGCCCUUCCCUCACCAACACAACGUGUCGGUUCAGACCUGUGGCUUUGAUGAUUUCUUCUAUGGUAGUAGCAGAUGCUCGACCCUUCGGCUCUUAGACAUCAAUCACUACAUUGGUCACCAGUGCUCUCAUUUUGGUUCUCCUUCGUUUGAUGAUGCCUGUGGAAGCUGCACCGAUGCAAUUUCAACAGCAUUGGAUAAUAUGAUGAAGAAUCUGAAAAUUGACAGAAGUGAUCCUACUGAGAAAGCUGUCUGUCUGGUUAGUCUUAUCGUAUUUGUGAUAGCUGGGAGAAUCAAUCACACCUCUGCGACUGAUGAUCUCGACAGAUGCUUGCCUGCUUUGGCUGUUCCAGAACCAGUGAACUACAUUAAACUGAACAAAAGCGUGGCUGAAGCUCUGCUGGCAGUGUUUCUGGUGAUGAUCGGGUUAACUGCUGUUAUCACUCUGAUCAAAUACAUAACGAAGAAACAAGAGAAGAAACCUGUUAUGAGCAAAGAUAUCUCAGCCACAUGCUCCGGGCUCUACCGGUUCUCCAAAGCUGAAAUUGACAAUGCAAUCAACUAUGGGAACGAAAAGAAGUGCUUGGGAAGAGGCAGUGCUGGGCAGGUCUUCAAGGGCAUGCUACCGAGCGGACAACUAGUGGCGAUCAAGCAGAUAUACAAGAGUAACACAUCUGAUUCGUUCACUAGAGAGAUCGACGGUCUCUCGAGAGUCAGACAUCCAAAUCUUGUGUGUCUUUUUGGUUACUGCAUGGAAGAUGGAGAACAGUAUCUAGUCUAUGAAUACUGUUCUAAUGGAAAUUUGGCUCAGCAACUUUUGAGGAAGGAUACUGUCCUAACAUGGGAUUUGAGGGUCAAGAUCCUGAGGGACUGUGCAUUUGCUCUCAAGUAUCUGCAUACUCACAUUGAUGGCUGCAUUGUUCACAGAGAUAUUAAGCUGACAAAUAUCCUUCUGACUCAUAACAUGGAACCAAAGCUGUCUGAUUUUGGAUUGGCAAAAAUGUUGGGGAUGGAAGAGAGCAAAGUAUAUACAGAUGUUCGGGGAACAAUAGGUUAUAUGGAUCCUGAAUAUAUGAGCAAUGCCAAACUGACAUGUGCUAGUGACAUCUAUAGUUUUGGCAUUGUCACUUUGCAGCUUUUAUCUGGGCAGAGAGUGAUCGAACUUGACCUGGAUGCAAGGGAUCAGCUUACAAGAAAGGCAAAGGAUGUGAACAUGGGAAAACGACCACUGACAGAUUUCCAAGACCCCAGGAUGAAAAAUGUUAUCAGUGUAGAUUUUGAGUCCAUAUUGCAAAUAGCAGUACUAUGUGUAGCCAGUUCAAGCACGGGUCGCCCCACGAUAGAUCUAGUCUAUGAAGAGCUGGAGAAGGCUUGGGAAAACACACAGCGUGAGAAGAAAAAGAAAGAGCAGAUCUUAUUACCAACAACACCUUCAAAAUCACAAGAACUUAAUCAUGUGUGAUAAACGUUACAUAGCAUGUCUCCAGGCCUUUUUUGAAAACUUGUAGGAUUUCUCUAGACUUCUUGAGAUGUGAACCCAAUAAUAGAAAGAAUGAUGUAAAAAAUGGCACGUAUAGACAGUAUGGACAUAAUAUACCUGUUUUGUAAUUAGCAUGAGCUUUCCUUUCUUUUCCUUUUGAGAUUUCCUCACAUGGUUAUUGAACUUUGGUGAGGAAAA